Molecule: messenger RNA, 1740 nt
Organism: Saccharomyces paradoxus
Lineage: Eukaryota; Fungi; Ascomycota; Saccharomycetes; Saccharomycetales; Saccharomycetaceae
Gene: URA7
Product: CTP synthase URA7
Exons: 1
Coding region: 1-1740 (579 amino acids)
Biological process (GO): pyrimidine nucleobase biosynthetic process; CTP biosynthetic process
Cellular component (GO): cytoophidium; cytoplasm
Molecular function (GO): CTP synthase activity; identical protein binding
Source: RefSeq, a predicted model, not a curated record
AUGAAGUACGUUGUUGUUUCAGGUGGUGUCAUUUCAGGUAUUGGUAAAGGUGUUCUUGCAUCUUCAACUGGUAUGCUAAUGAAAACCCUUGGUUUAAAGGUUACCUCAAUUAAAAUUGACCCUUAUAUGAACAUUGACGCGGGUACUAUGUCACCUCUGGAACAUGGUGAAUGUUUCGUGCUUGACGAUGGUGGUGAGACAGAUUUAGAUUUGGGUAAUUACGAGAGAUACCUUGGUGUUACCUUGACUAAAGACCAUAACAUUACUACUGGUAAGAUAUACUCACAUGUUAUUGCUAAGGAAAGAAAAGGUGACUAUUUAGGCAAGACCGUGCAAAUUGUCCCUCAUUUGACUAACGCUAUUCAAGAUUGGAUUGAGCGCGUUGCCAAAAUUCCUGUAGAUGACACUGGAAUGGAACCAGACGUUUGUAUCAUUGAACUGGGUGGUACUGUCGGUGAUAUCGAAAGUGCUCCUUUUGUGGAAGCGCUAAGACAAUUCCAAUUUAAAGUUGGGAAGGAAAAUUUUGCCCUGAUUCACGUUUCUCUAGUGCCUGUCAUUCAUGGUGAACAAAAAACUAAGCCAACUCAAGCUGCCAUCAAAGGUUUGAGGUCUCUUGGUUUAAUUCCAGAUAUGAUCGCCUGUAGAUGUAGUGAAACUUUGGACAAACCAACAAUAGAUAAGAUUGCCAUGUUUUGUCAUGUUGGACCUGAACAAGUGGUCAACGUCCAUGAUGUUAACUCUACUUAUCACGUCCCAUUGUUGCUGCUAGAACAAAAAAUGAUUGACUACUUACACGCUAGAUUAAAGUUAGAUGAAAUAUCGCUCACUGAAGAGGAAAAACAAAGGGGUUUGGAAUUAUUGUCUAAAUGGAAGGCUACAACAGGUAACUUUGAUGAAUCCAUGGAAACAGUUAAGAUUGCUUUGGUUGGGAAAUACACCAACUUAAAAGAUUCUUACCUGUCGGUGAUAAAAGCAUUGGAACAUUCAUCCAUGAAGUGUCGUCGUAAAUUGGAUAUUAAAUGGGUGGAAGCUACCGAUUUGGAACCUGAAACACAAGAAAGCAACAAAACUAAAUUUCAUGAAGCAUGGAACAUGGUCAGUACCGCGGACGGUAUUUUGAUUCCCGGUGGCUUUGGUGUUAGAGGUACGGAAGGUAUGAUUUUAGCUGCUAGAUGGGCUCGUGAAAAUCACAUCCCAUUCUUAGGAGUUUGUUUGGGUCUGCAAAUUGCCACCAUCGAAUUUACACGGAGUGUGCUUGGAAGAAAAGACAGUCACUCAGCAGAAUUUUAUCCAGACAUUGAUGAAAAGAAUCACGUCGUCGUCUUCAUGCCUGAAAUCGACAAGGAAACUAUGGGUGGUUCGAUGAGACUAGGUUUGCGACCAACAUAUUUUCAAAGCGAGACUGAAUGGAGUCAAAUUAAAAAAUUAUACGGUGAUGCUUCCGAAGUCCACGAAAGACAUCGUCAUCGUUACGAAAUUAACCCAAAAAUAGUAAACGAAUUGGAAGACAAUGGGUUGAUCUUCGUGGGUAAGGAUGACACUGGCAAGCGUUGUGAGAUUUUGGAAUUGAAGAAUCAUCCAUAUUAUAUUGCUACUCAGUAUCACCCAGAGUACACAUCGAAGGUUUUGGAUCCAUCCAAACCAUUUUUGGGUUUAGUUGCUGCUUCCGCUGGUAUUCUUCAAGAUGUCAUUGACGGUAAAUACGAUCUCGAGGCCGGCGAAAAUAAAUUCAACUUUUAA